AUGUGCAGCCUGUUAACAGCCCUGUCACUGUCCGCGGUGAUAUUCAUGGGCAAUUUUGUUGACCGGGUUAUAAUAGUCUUGAAGUGUUCUCUAUUCUUUUGCUUCUCAAAGCAAGCUUUGCCAGGAACAAAAAAUGGUUCCAUUAGAUUAGACCAAAUUCGCUUACAAGGCCUCCAAAGGCCAUAUGGGAAUUCGUUAGUUUGGUCUUUGUAUAAGUUGUCACCUGGUCACUUUAACGGCUCAAUUUCUGAAGAUCAGCAGCUGUUAAUUUUGAUGUUUUCUAUAUCUUUUGGUUGUGUUUGUAGAUACCCAGCUGAUAUUACACUUUUGCGUGGAAAUCAUGAAAGCAGGCAACUAACUCAGCUUUCUUUUCUGCCAGCGAGUAUAGAUGGCACUGUGCUUUGCAUCCACGGUGGUCUUUCGCCUGACAUCCAAACCAGCGAUCAGCUGAAGAAUUCUGCAUUUCAGCAAUACACACAAUGUAGAGAGUGUCUCCACUGGGGUGCAGUAUGUUGGACUAUAAAGGUUCCUGCUGCUCUUUCUCAUGGAGUAAUUGAACGAAAUUGUGAAAUUCCUCAUGAAGGGCCAUUCUGCGAUCUCAUUCGGAGUGAUCCUGAAGAUAUUGAGACAUGGGCAGUUAGUCCCCGAGGAGCAGGUUUGCUUUUUGGGUCCAGGGUCACUUCUGAGGCGAAGCCAAAUUCUUGGAAAGGAAGAGGUGGAAAGAACAGAAAGGAAGAGGCAAUACUUUUAGGCGGAUGA
Messenger RNA from Dovyalis caffra, 759 nucleotides. The record is from the annotation of a GenBank genome assembly. NCBI's taxonomy places the organism in Eukaryota, Viridiplantae, Streptophyta, Magnoliopsida, Malpighiales, Salicaceae.